AUGUCGGGCAGAGGGUCUCCUGCCCCAGAGAGGAGCAGCAGCGGCGGGCAGACAGGCGAGGCAAAGGCUGUGGCGCAGCCCUCUGACAGCGUCAGUGUCCGGGGUGUCUCCUACACCGUCAGAGAACGUGUUGGCCCAUGGUGGAACAUUUCUUUAUAUCAUAAAAAAUGGACCCGGCAAAUACUUAAGGAUGUUUCUUUUCACGUAGAGAGUGGCCAGAUGAUGGGGAUUUUAGGAAAUUCUGGAUCUGGGAAAACAACACUUCUGGAUGCAAUAUCAGGAAGACUGGGACAUAAAGACAACUUUGGUGGAGUGUACAUGAAUGGGCGUCAGCUGAAGAAAGAACAGUUUAGAGAUUGCUUCUCUUAUGUGCCACAGAGUGACGCUUUGUUAAGCUUCCUCACCAUACAAGAGUCUCUGACCUACACUGCUUUACUAACUCUUCAUAAAUGCUCUGACGACUUCAUCAAAAAGAAGGUAGAUGCAGUUAUGGCUGAGCUGAGUCUCAGCCACAUUGCUGACAAAAUAAUUGGAAGCCGUAUUCUUGUAGGAAUUUCUGGGGGUGAGAGACGUCGUGUUUCAAUUGCAGCCCAGCUAUUACAAGAUCCCAAGGUCAUGCUACUUGAUGAACCAACAACAGGGUUGGACUGCCUGACUGCAAACCAGAUUGUCUCGCUUCUCUCAGAGCUUGCACACAGACACAGGAUUGUGAUUAUUACAAUUCAUCAGCCUCGCUCAGAACUCUUCAGGUUAUUUGACAAAAUAGCCAUCAUGAGCUUUGGAGAAAUGGUUUUCUGUGGGAACCCUAUGGAAAUGAUCACAUUUUUUAGUGACUGUGGCUAUUCUUGUCCUGAGCAAUCAAAUCCUUUUGACUUCUAUGUGGAUCUGACAUCUGUGGACACCCAAAGCAAGGAACGUGAACUCGAAACCUACAGUAGGGUUCAGGUAAUUGUAUCAGCCUACAAAAACUCGGAGAUCUUUGGCAAAGUACUGGCAGCCAUUGAAAGAACAAAGGGUAUGAAAGAGCUGCCACCAAUACCGUUCAAAAACAAAGACUCACCCAGUGCCUUUUACAAAUUAUGGAUUCUUUUACGGAGGACAACAAGAAACUUCUCCAGAGAUAAGAUGGGCAUCAUCAUGCGUCUCCUCCAGAAUCUGUUAUUUGGCUUGUUUGUAGUAUUUUUCCUUCUUAGACUAAGGAAUGACCUGGUAAAAGGAGCCGUGCAGGACCGUGUGGGGCUUGUCUACCAGUGCGUGAGUGCCCCCCCCUACACAGGGAUGCUCAAUGCUGUUGCCCUUUUCCCACCUUUACGUGCUAUCAGUGACCAAGAAAGCAAAGAUGGCUUGUAUAAGAAGUGGCAAAUGCUUAUAGCUUAUAUAGUACAUUUCCUGCCCUUCAGUGUCAUCAGCGUGGCGAUUUUCAGCACCUUUAUAUAUUGGACUGCAGGGUUGUAUCCUGAUGCUUCCAGAUUUGGAAUUUUCUUUGCUGUUGUCUUAGCAUCUCAUGUAAUUGGUGAACUACUAACGCUUGUUAUACUUGGCGUGGUUCAAAACCCAAAUAUUGUCCAAAGCGGAGUGGUGCUACUUAGUUCAGCAGGUGUGAUAGUGGGAACGGGACUAGUAAGGACCAUUGAAGAAAUGCCAACACCUUUUAAAAUACUCAGUUAUCUUACCUUUCAAAAAUACAGCAGUGAAGUUCUUAUAGUCAAUGAAUUUUAUGGCUUAAACUUCACAUGUGGUGGAGCCAACAGUUCCACUGCAAUUAAUGCUGCGUGUAUUUUCUCUCAUGGCAUUGAGUUCAUUGAAAAAAACUUUCCUGAUGCAUUGUCCCGGUUCACAAUCGAUUUCCUAAUACUCUAUGCUUUUCUACCAGGACUUGCCAUUAUAGCAAUUCUGAGCUUCAAAAUAAGAGAGAGAAUUAUUGGCAGGCAAUAAAAAAGUAGCAGUUCUAACGAUGUCUAAUACUACACUUUCAACUUUAUUAUGGUUGAAGGCUUAAAUUGUUGGAUUUUAGAUAGAGAGAAUUUAAGUGAUUAUACAUAUAGAAACACAUUCAUCUUCUCAUGUUUGUUUCUAACUGGAUGUUUUCCAUCUUGCAAAACAAUGUUCUCUUAAGAGUGUGAAUGGCUUCCUGCUAUUGGUAUUCCCACCCCACUCCCAAAUCAGCCAUAAUCAACAGUAUUACAUGUUUUAAAGGACAUUUUGAAUUUAAUUUAGUCAGCUGUUGCUGUCAAUUUUUAACAAUGUAGCAAUGGUGCUCUAAUUUUUUCCCCAGUAUUUUGGUUUUUAACCAUUACCAAUAAGCAGAGGGGUACAAUUGCUAGUAAAUCUCGUUUCUAGAAUUGUAUUUUAAAUCCUAUGCUUUGUUUUAAUACUAUUUGGGGGAUUUGUAGAAA
Aquila chrysaetos chrysaetos is the source of this 2396-nucleotide messenger RNA. It is a transcript of the gene ABCG5, whose product is annotated as ATP binding cassette subfamily G member 5. Gene Ontology annotation, biological process: cholesterol homeostasis. Gene Ontology annotation, molecular function: ABC-type transporter activity; ATP hydrolysis activity; ATP binding. Gene Ontology annotation, cellular component: plasma membrane. The transcript has 13 exons. The record is from RefSeq and is a predicted model, not a curated record. Lineage: Eukaryota; Metazoa; Chordata; Aves; Accipitriformes; Accipitridae. The coding region runs from base 1 to 1935 and encodes 644 amino acids.